AUGGAGGCGGCAGCGGGCGCGGGCUGCGGCUCCGGGCCGCCGCUGCUGCUGAGCGAGGGCGAGCAGCAGUGCUACUCCGAGCUCUUCGCGCGCUGCACCGGCGCUGCAAGUGGGGGCCCCGGGUCCGGGCCCCCCGAGGCCGCCAGGGCCGCCCCCAGCGCAGCCACCGCAGCCGCGGGCCCCGUGGCCGACCUGUUUCGGGCGUCGCAGCUCCCCGCCGAGACCCUGCACCAGAUCACGGAACUGUGUGGUGCCAAGCGCGUUGGUUAUUUUGGUCCAACUCAGUUUUACAUUGCCUUGAAAUUAAUUGCUGCAGCACAGUCUGGCCUCCCUGUGCGGAUAGAGAGUAUUAAAUGUGAAUUGCCGCUGCCUCGAUUUAUGAUGUCAAAGACCGACAGUGACAUACGAUUUGGGAACUCGGCUGAGCUGCAUGGAACUAAGGCUCAAAUUCCAUAUUUAAUCUCGGAAAAAAAUACCUUCAAAAGAAUGGAUGAUGAGGAUAAACAGCAGGAAACACAGUCUCCUACGAUGUCACCCCUCGCCUCCCCUCCUUCUUCUCCGCCUCAUUACCAGAGGGUGCCCUUGAGCCAUGGCUACAGCAAACUGCGGAGCAGCACGGAGCAGAUGCAUCCAGCUCCUUAUGAAGCUAGACAGCCCCUUGUCCAGCCUGAGGGACCCUCAUCGGGGAAUCAAGGAACCAAGCCGCCUCGGCAUCAGGCUUCCCUCAUCCGGUCCUUUUCAGUGGAGAGAGAACCACAAGAUAACAGUAAUUACCCGGACGAACCGUGGAGGAUAACAGAAGAGCAGCGGGAGUACUAUGUCAAUCAGUUCAGAUCCCUUCAGCCAGACCCAAGUUCCUUCAUUUCAGGUUCAGUGGCCAAGAACUUCUUCACCAAAUCAAAGCUUUCCAUUCCAGAACUCUCCUAUAUAUGGGAACUUAGUGAUGCUGACUGCGAUGGAGCCCUGACCCUGCCUGAGUUCUGUGCUGCAUUUCAUCUCAUUGUGGCCCGGAAGAACGGCUAUCCACUGCCCGAGGGCCUCCCUCCAACUCUGCAGCCAGAGUACCUGCAAGCAGCCUUUCCUAAACCCAAGUGGGAGUGUGCGUUAUUUGAUUCUUAUUCUGAGUCCAUGCCAGCAAACCAACAACCUCAUGACUUGAAUCGGAUGGAGAAGUUAUCUAUUAAAGACGUGGCUGACUUUCCUGUUUCUACCCAAGAUUUGACUGGUGAUGACAAACAAGCUUUGAAAAGUACUAUGGAUGAAGCCUUACCAAAGGACACAUCUGAGGAUCCAGCAACUCCUAAGGAUUCCAACAGUCUCAAAGCAAGACCAAGAUCCAGAUCUUACUCUAGCACCUCCAUAGAAGAGGCCAUGAAAAGGGGCGAGGACCCUCCCACCCCGCCACCGCGGCCACAGAAAACCCAUUCCAGAGCCUCCUCCUUGGAUCUGAAUAAAGUCUUCCAGCCCAGUGUGCCAGCUACUAAGUCAGGAUUGUUGCCUCCACCACCUGCGCUCCCUCCAAGACCUUGUCCAUCACAGAUUUCCCAUCACAAUGCAAACAGUGAGCCCAGCACUCAGCACAAGCCUUCAACUCAGCUGCCUAACUAUGGAGAUCUUAGACUACAGAAACAGUCUGAACAGGCAUCUGAGGCCGAGCUACACCCUCAGCUGAACAGAGCCCCCUCGCAAGCUGCAGAGAGUAGUCCAACAAAGAAGGACACACCAUAUUCUCAGCCUCCAUCAAAGCCCAUCCGUAGGAAAUUACGACCAGAAAAUCAAGCUACAGAAAAUCAAGAGCCUUCUACCACCGUUGGCGGGCCAGUGUCUGUAGCAACCAUGAAACCCCAUCCAACAGUCCAGAAACAGUCUUCCAAACAGAAGAAGGCUAUUCAAACUGCUAUCCGCAAAAAUAAAGAGGCAAAUGCAGUGCUGGCCCGGUUGAACAGUGAACUCCAGCAGCAACUCAAGGAGGUUCAUCAAGAACGGAUUGCAUUGGAAAACCAAUUGGAACAACUUCGUCCAGUCACCGUGUUGUGACCCCAAGAUCCAAGUAAUAGCGGGUGACCUUUUCUGCCAAGAUCUUUCCUUUAACUGUUUCAAACCAACUACUUGUCAUAGAUGUCUGACUGUGUCAAAAGCUGUGAGCAGUGGAAUAGAAUCCAUGUCACCUUUACUCUUAUACUUGUGUACUUUACUGUGAUGGAAAUAUAUAACUGAUUAUCACACUUGAAA
Molecule: messenger RNA, 2232 nt
Organism: Eptesicus fuscus (big brown bat)
Lineage: Eukaryota; Metazoa; Chordata; Mammalia; Chiroptera; Vespertilionidae
Gene: REPS2
Product: RALBP1 associated Eps domain containing 2
Exons: 19
Coding region: 1-2037 (678 amino acids)
Biological process (GO): endocytosis; endosomal transport
Cellular component (GO): cytoplasm; plasma membrane
Molecular function (GO): calcium ion binding; protein binding
Source: RefSeq, a predicted model, not a curated record